This is a messenger RNA of Ruditapes philippinarum (Manila clam), 3644 nucleotides long. RefSeq names its product cell death abnormality protein 1-like. The transcript is spliced from 7 exons. Lineage: Eukaryota; Metazoa; Mollusca; Bivalvia; Venerida; Veneridae. The coding region runs from base 1 to 1380 and encodes 459 amino acids. The record is from RefSeq and is a predicted model, not a curated record.
AUGUCAUAUAAAUGCCCAGAUUCAUGUUUACACCCAACAGAUAAUGAAACUGGGACAUGUGACCAUAUAUCUAGGGAUUGUUUACACGGCUGCAAAGAAGGCUUUGCAGGACCAAACUGCUCGAUUACAUGUCCAGAUAAUUGUUUAUCAAAUGAAAGAGGCAUGGAUAUAUGUAAUGAAACUACAGAGCAGUGUUUAUUUGGUUGUAAAGAUGGAUUUUAUGGCUCAAAUUGCACAGGAAAGUGUUCUGAUGUAGAUACAUUAUGUGAAAAAUGUAGUGCAAGCGAUGGUGAUAUCGUUAUUGAAUGCAAGAAAUGUAUCAGGAACUUUUAUCUGUCAGCUGGAAAAUGUCGAGCUUGUAACUACUGGUGUGUUUAUUCAUAUAUAAGAAAUGAGCAGCGAUGUAGACAUGAGGAUGGUUAUUGUAAUCAUGGUUGUAGACCAGGACGUUAUGGUUUCAUGUGUAAUAAUCGCUGCAGAGCUACGUGUAAAGAUGAGUGUCACAGGGAGACUGGAAUGUGUUUUGACUGUGGAGAAUCAAGUUAUUGUGGGCCAACUUGUCAACUAGUAUGUCAAGAUGGUUGCUUACGUCAACAAUGUAAUCAAUCUUGUGAAUGUGUAAAUGGGUGUACUGCUACACAUUGGGGAGAAAAAUGUCAGACCGUAUGCAAUUCAAACUGUAUCAAACCAGCUGAUCCAUUAGAAAGAGUUUGCAACUCGUUGAAUGGGACAUGUUUAUCAGGAUGUGACGGAGAACGAUUCUGGAAGAAUCAGUGUAGUGAACCAUGUUCUAAUAACUGUGUAAACGGCACCUGUGAGCAUUACACAGGUAAUUGUAAAUAUGGUUGCACGAGUGACAGAGUCUAUGGUGGGCGAUGUGAUACGCUGUGUAACAAAAACUGCGAUGCUGGUACUUGCAAAAGAGAGGAUGGAUAUUGUGAUAAAGGUUGUAAAGAAGGAAGUUACGGUAACAAUCGUGAAAACAACUGCAGUGCCACAUGUUUAAACAAUAAAUGUGAGAGAGCUGACGGCAGCUGCACAGACGGGUGCAUUACUGGUUAUGAAGGACAUAAUUGCGACAUAGAAACAAAAUCAGUUGACAAAUUCUUACUUGGGUUUGCUAUCAGCGGAUGGGCCUUGUUUGUUACACUUCUGGCGUUUGUGAUAACUACAGCUGUAAGAAGAAGGCUUGCGAAGUCUAAGAGAAAUGAACAGAAUUCAGUAGAGGAUACACAAGCUCAAACAAUAAAUCAGCAAGUAUACACAACUUUACAGCAUGAGCAAGAUGAGAAUAAUGAUAAGACAAAGUAUGAGGUGCUGAGACUUGGGAGAGGUACAAAUUAUCAAGACAAAUAUCUAAAAAUAAACACUAGGUCAUAGAUGUAUUUAUUAACAUUUUUCAAAAAAAAAAUAUGUAACUGUUUUGAAAUCUCAAUAUGUUACAGUACAAAAUCAUUGUACCAAGAGGGGUCCAAUUAAAAGGUGGAAAAAUUUUUAAGGAACUGAUAACUUCUAUUAUAUUAUAUACAAGUACCGCUAUUUAUUGAUUUUGAUUAAAAUUAUAUUUUAUUGUCCUAAAAGAAACAUAUACAAAUAUGUAAAGACAGUUACAAUACAAUGGUAUAACAUAAUUGGCAAAAGGGUUUGCCCACAAGUUCUCUCAACAUUAGCAAAGGGUCUUUCCUUAAAGAUGUAACUAAAUACUUGUACUGGUUUAAGCAGUAACAGGCUCUUUCUACACAUAUUUACAAACAAGAUGUGGUACUAUCAAAGAAUAUUUCCUUAGUAAAUUAUUCUUUCAGAGAUCUCUCCUGGAGGACAGGCUGAUUAUGAAAACAGCGGCUUGUAAUCAAACAUUUAACAGACUGUCUGAGAUGAAAUGAUGUUGCAUUUGUAAUUACAAAACAGUUCAUGUUAAGACUUUUUCCCUGUUCAAGUUUAUUUUAUUUAUCAUGACGCUACUUAAUGACAUAACGAAAAUGCCAAAUUAAAGCCGUUAAGCUUAAGAUACAUAUAAAUAAAUACUUCAAAAUAAAUCAAACUAAGGAAAAUCAAUGCAUAAAGAAGUAAAUAUAAAAAUCUUCUUACUUUACAGAAGACAAUUUUCAUGUUUAACAUUGUCGGUUUUCUUAAGACUGGAAUGUGUACGUUGUACUGAUUUUUGAUCUGCAGUACAGUACAAAGGAAAUCCUUUUAAGUUUUGAGGUAUUUUUCGUCCAUCUUCAUAUUUAGAAUGAUAAUACAUGGCGAGGCAAACUGUAAUAAGCUAUAUUUUCAUAUCAUAAUUUAUUAGAAAUUUGUUUUUUGAGUAUAGUCAUUGCCAUUCUAUCUGCACUGUUCUGUUGUGAUAAACAUAUGUGCCAUCCUGUUCCCGUUACUUUUUGAACAGGAACCGUUUUAACCAAGGCCGUUUAAUAAAUAUUGGUUGAUGCGUAAAUGCGUAUGUAUUGAAUAUAACUUUGUUUAAUGUUAUUAUUGUCUCAGAUUCUGACGUAUAGUUUGCAAGACAUAAAAAGUUACAUUUGAAUGUUUAGAUUUACAUUGUAUUUAUAGAUGUAUUCAGAUACAUUACCAAAUUAGCAGGUUGCUUUUAAAAAACAACAUUAGAUUGUAAGUGAUUUCACAGAUUGUUAUGGUAUGUAAUACUUUCAUUCUCUAAAAAUCUAACCUACAUGCAUCUGAUGAACUCGCUGUUUUUGAAGCAUAGAAUAUAUAAUGCUUUGAUCUCGCUACAAUACCUAUUUGAGUAUUAUCCUAAAUAAGGUUGGGAAUAUUAGCAAUGCACUCGUACACAAAUAAUAUACAUCGAAUCGAUUAGUAUAAAACUAAACCUGAAUGUAAUAAUAGAAACUGAGAGGUGUCAAGGGCAAUAGACACGAAAUUUAGAAUGUUGUUUAUUGUUAGAUAUAAAGAUAAUCUUAAUUGUUUGUUUUUCUGUCGAUUUUAAUACUUGUUUUAUCAUAAAAUGGCGUACGAUCAACCAAACUGACUUUCCGGGAUAUACCAACCGCUUAAUAUAGCAAAAACUUAUUUUUACUUACUUCGACCUAUUCAUUGCACAUAAAAAAUAGCAUAGAUUUAGAAAGAAGCAAAUUAUGGUUAUGUGUCUUUGACGUACUAUUUCCUAAUCGCAAUGAUUUAUCAAUGACAACAGAACAUAAUUCAGGCAAAAAUUAUUACAAAUUGUACCACAUUAUAAAACCACAUUUGCCUACAUGGUAACUGAAAUAAACUCCCAUUACCAUUAGUUUUAACAAUAGUUAUAUGCCCAGAUAAUUGCCUAGAGCAACACCAGUUCUAAAUCUGCAAUUAUGAUGUUUAGAACAAUUUGGUUUCCACAAGCACCAAACGUACAAACAUAUUUCCUUCUUACAGGAUUUUAAGAACGAUUAUUUUGGGAACUACAAUAAAUAGACUUUUAGCUUUAUGCACUUUAAUGUAGUUAAAAACAUAACAAUUUGUAACUGUAUAUUUUAAAUAAAAAUAUUUUGAUCAAUAUAUUGAUUUUGUUUUUAUUAUUGAAUAAUGUCUCAUAGUUGACACACUUGUUUGUUUUGAUAAAGAUGUGUGCGUGAUUCGCUGAUGACAAAAUAUGAUUUUGUUCAUAAUGCAGUGUCUAAAAUCUAGAAACGAUAUAUGUCAUU